AUGUUGAAAAGUACUUCCUCAAUGGAUGAUGAUUCUAGAGACGGGAUUCUUAUAUUGCAAGGGCUCGAUUAUGAAAAAAAAUACUAUUCAAAUAUAGGCAUGGGUAGUCAUAAAAAACUUUACCCGGGUUUUUUUAGAUAUAUAUUAAGAAGAUUAGUAGAAUAUAAUGCUAAAAAGUUUUUGUCUGAUGAAGCUUGUGCUAGAAUAAUUACUGAGAUAUUACUUAAAACUGAAGGAAUCCUUGUGAUGAAUAAGUGCAAUUCAAUUUUCAAAUCACUUGAUCUUGAGGUAAAAGACACUCCAAAGUCUUCAUUUAUAAAGAUUUUAACACAGUAUGGAGCCAAUAUAGAGCAUAUUUUAAGAAUUGUUGAUUCUUUAAAGGAAGCAGAACGAGGAUAUAAGGGUGAUCGGUCUACAACCUCUAGUUAUAUGUUCUUAAAUUGGAUGGUGGCAGCACUAGAAGAAUAUAAAGACUCUAGGUGGAAUAAUAUGAUAGAAAUAUGCAGAUCCAUUAUGAUGUCAUCUUAA
Messenger RNA from Nematocida ausubeli, 528 nucleotides. RefSeq lists its product as uncharacterized. NCBI's taxonomy places the organism in Eukaryota, Fungi, Microsporidia. The record is from RefSeq and is a predicted model, not a curated record. Bases 1 to 528 code for a protein of 175 amino acids. The transcript has a single exon.